This is a messenger RNA of Dermochelys coriacea (leatherback sea turtle), 5162 nucleotides long. It is a transcript of the gene NQO2, whose product is annotated as N-ribosyldihydronicotinamide:quinone reductase 2. Gene Ontology annotation, molecular function: NAD(P)H dehydrogenase (quinone) activity. The record is from RefSeq and is a predicted model, not a curated record. The transcript is spliced from 9 exons. NCBI's taxonomy places the organism in Eukaryota, Metazoa, Chordata, Testudines, Dermochelyidae. Gene Ontology annotation, cellular component: cytosol.
GUUCACAUCUUUCCUGAAGUGAGGUGCCCAGAACUGGCCAUCCACACAGUAUUCCAGUUGAAGCCUUAUCAAUGCUGAGUACAGAGGAUGAAUUUGUCUUUGACAUUUCCCAUUUUGUAUUUGUGUAAUUGGUUAUUCCGUCUUAAAUCUAGUACUUUGCAUUUGUCCUUAUUGAACUUCAUCCUAUUUAUUUCAGACCAUUUCUUCCGUUUGUCAAGAUCAUUUUGAAUGCUAAUCCCCUCCCAACUUGGUAUCACCCACAAACUUUAUAAGUGUACUCUCUAUGCCUUUAUCUCUUGCACUACUAGGUUAUUCUUAAUACUUAUUUUCUUAUUUUGUUGUUGUAUAAUAAACUAUUGUAUAUUGCACACAUGUCCAGAUCCUCAGCAGAUAUGAUCAGUUAAAGUGAAUGGAGCAUACACUGAUUUACACCUGCUGAGGACCUGAUCCAUCAUGUUAAAUAUAUGCAUUGUUUUCAAGCCUUUAAAGCCAAAAUAAAUGAUAGAAAUAUAGGGCUAGUAGGGACCUCAAGAGGCCAUCUAGUUGAUCCCCCAUGGCUAACACAGGAUUAAUUACAUCUACACCCUCCCCGACAGCGGUUUGUCUAACCUAUUCUUAAAAUCCUGCAUUGAGAGGAAUUCCACAGUCUCCUUAAAUAACCUGUUCCGGUGCUUAAUUAUCCUUAUAGUUAGACAGUUUUUCCUAAUAUCUAACCUGAAUCUCCCUUUCAGCAAACCAAGCCAGUUACUUCUUGUCCUCCUCCCGGUGGACACCGAGAACAAUUAAUUACUGCCCUCUUUAUGACAACCUUGUACAUAACUGUCUUCAACUAUGUCCCUCCUCUGCCUUCUUUUCUCUAAACUAAACAAACCCAGUACUUUCAACCUUUCCUCAUAGGUCAUAUUUUCUAAACUUCGGAUCAUUUUUGUUGCUCUCCUCUGGAUUCUCUAAUUUGUACACAUCUUUAUUAUGUGGCAUCCAGAAUUGGACACAGUUCUCCCCCUGAGGCGUCACUAGUGUGGAGUAGAAAAGAACAAUUAUCUCUCAUGUCUGACAUACAACACUCUUGUUAAUACAUCUCAGAAAAACAUUUGUCUUUUUCUGCAGCAGCAUCAUAUCAUAUUCAGUCUGUGAUCGACUACAACCUUGACUGGCAAGAGCAAUCUAUAACUGAGCCUCCAGAUGAGAUUCCCAGUUCCUGAAAGAACGACUGAGAUUAGCUUUUGUGAUUCACUUUUGAUCCUGGAAGUAAGGUUAAGAAAUACAGCUGAAACUAAAGUCUUCCUUAUAUGUUCUUUCUUCUGGAGAAAAGUACUAAUAAUUUAUGCACAUCAAGAGCCCAAAUCUUUAAGUGGAUCUUUAAAGAAUCUUGCAGUAGAAGAGUUGAGCAAACAGGGCUGCAACGUCACCACAUCUGAUCUGUACGCAAUGCAAUUUGAGCCACGAGCAACAAGAAAUGAUAUCAUUGCUACAUUGUUGUCUGCACAACUCUUUGAUUAUGGAGUGGAAUCAUGGGAAGCUUACAAGAGAAGAUACUUGGCUAGUGAUUUGAUUGAGAAACAGAUGAAGGUUCAAGCUGCUGAGUUAGUGAUUUUUCAGGUCAUGAUUUUUCUUUUUAAUAAUCUUAUGUUCAGCAUGCCUGCCAUCCUGAAGGGCUGGAUAGACAGAGUCUUGGUCCAAGGAUUUGCUCACGGUUUCCUGAAGUGUUAGGAUGAUGGCUUACUCAAGAAUAAACUAGCCCUACUUUCAUUUACCAAUGGAAGAGAUUAGUAAAUGUUUUCAAAAGGAGGUGUCAGUGGUGACAUUCGCUAUCUCCUGUGGCCCAUGCAGCAUGGUAUAAUGCACUUCUGUGGUUUCAAAGUCCUUGCUCCUCAGAUCUGCUUUGCUCCUGAGUACGUGACAGAAGAGAAAAGAAAGGAGAUGCUGACCUCCUGGGCACAGCGACUGAAGACUAUCUGGGAGGAAAAGCCUAUAAACUGCACUCCUGAGUUGUAUUUUAAGUAAUGUUCAGGCACAACACUAGAGAGAUAUGGGGGCGGGGAAGGGACAGGAAUUGCCUCAGUUGUAUCUUUUCUCUUUCCCUCAUGCUGUACCUUACCAUGUAUAGGGGGGAAGUCACAAUGCAUAAUAUCAGUCUCAUAAACUUGCUGGAUUGUAUUACACCAAAGACAGCCAAUUGGUAAUAGCUCAGUUAGCAAUAUGGCCUCGAUCUUCCUGUCUCCUUAGGAGUACAGUGUAAUAUGAGUGGUGCAGCUCCUUGGUGUGUGUGACAUGGCCCCCUAACUAGUAAAUAUUAGUGCCUAGUAUACAACCAGGUUUUUGUUUUGUUUUUUUUUUAAAAACAGAGUAGUGCCUGUUCAUACAAGGAUAGGAUUGAAUCACAGAUAAUGGCUAUUGCCCUAAGACGCAGGUGACCUGCAAAACACUGAAAGAUAUUGCCAGAUUUACUUCAAACAUUUUUGUGCACCAGCUGCCAUUUUUGUUAAAUUGACCUGGAAAUAUGCUGUGAUAAAUAAGAUUUGUCACAGCCAGUUAUCAGUCAACUCUGCUCUCUUAAGCAAGUUUUGUCUGCAUUUGAAUUAUUGUAUAGUUUGAGUAUAUAGGAUAUGCAGUAAUUUAGGUUACAUGAGAACUAUAGCCAGCCUUAACCUUCAAUACCAAAACAGAUAUAUGUGUCGGUUCCUAAAUUCAUAAGAUUAUUUACAACUGAACUAUAGUAAAGCAGCUUUAAGACAGUUUCAGAUGCCAAUAAAUGAAGCAAAUUCAAAGUGAAGUAUGAAUAUACAACACUGGUGCCUUCACCAUUGCAUUGGUCUGUGUGUACACAAGGAAGGGUAUGUGAAGCCCCCUGCCAUUUUUGCCUCCUCAUACAUUUUAAUGUAUAUUUUUUUCUGAGUUCAAGGACUGGUCCCCACUUACGCUGCCACUAGCCACCCCAUUAGGAAGAGAGAGGAAUCAAGGGCAAUUGCUUUAGCCCCUCACACUAAUCAGCAGAGCUAUUCAGCCCUGGAGUUGAAUGCCUCAUGUACGUCCCCCUACAUACUGUAGCAGCAAAUGUGCUUCCCCUGGGGACUGUGGCUGGCUUGGUGAGGCACAUUGACCGCUACACCUGCUGUGGCCACUGUCCAAGUGUGGGUCAAUGCCUAAUAGGAUACACCUGUAGGCGUGGGUUGGCUCUUAAUGUUUGGGAAUUUUGUCAUGGACUUCAGUGGGAUAAUUUGGCUCUGGGAAGUAACUGAUGAAUUUUUUGUGGUAGGAUAUAUGGUAUGUUUCAUGCUUAAUUGUGUAUUUCCUGGCUUUGAUCAGUCGUGGUCACAACCUUAACAUACUGUUAAACAUACUAUUAUACUUCUUUAUGAAUGUUUACCUGUUUUUUUGUGUGCAAGAUGUAGAUACCAGAUUACAAUGUUUCCAGUCACCUAAAUUCAUGUUCAGACUGAAGAAGGUGGACAUAGUAAGAUACAAAUGCAGUUGCUGUCCAUGCAUAUUUACUUUUUCAAAAUAAAAAUCCUCAUUGUUUGUUUACAGACUUGAUCAAAGAUGUUAUUCAGAAGACAAAUGAGUAUUCUGCACAAAAAAAUUAAGAGGAUGUAUACAGAGAAGUCUUGCUCCUAUAAUCACUAAAGUCCACAGGAAUUGCUAGACUGCAGUCAGGGUAAAUUUAGUCACAUCUCUUAAAUUUUAUAACAGCACAAUGCAGAUGCUUGGAAAUUCUAGCUAAGAGUAUUUGUGAGGAAGGUACAUGGGAUUAAUUCCACAAAAUUGCUAAUCAGUCUCCUAUGAUGCUUAUUGUCAGGAUACACAUACACUUUAAAAAAAAAAGUGUCAGGAUGCCAGGCAUAAGGGGGUCUUGAAGGUUCUAGAAGGAACUGUGCCGGGAAGAGAGAGCAAUAUAGAGCCAUAUCAGCAAUCAGGAGAGCUCAGCUCCACACUAGGUACCAAAAUUAAGUGGCCAGAUUUUUUUUAAAAACUCAACAUGUUAGGUACUGAGCUCUUCUGAAAGGCUCUUCCCAGUGAUGGCGGUUGAGCUCUUCUGAAAAUUCUGGCUUUAAGGGAUACUAUUUUUACUUAUUUGACUAAAGUUUCUGGUUCAGUUGCAUUAAAUAAAAUUCCUGAGUCUUUGCCACAGUUGUAGGACACUUAUGACUUCACAAGCAGGGAAUACAUUUGCCACUUUAAUACUUAUUACCUGCAUCCAAAGGUGUUAUGUCCUCUCCAAGAGGGAAACCCCAUUGACUCCAAAACAGACUAGUGUGGGAUUGGCUACAAGCAUCAUCUCUGGUGUGAGAUCGAAGAUGCGAUUGACCUGGGGUAAGUGAUUGGUCCUUUGGGACUAGGAGUAACCUGAAUAUUGCUGUGAUACUUGAUAUAAGGGACCACCUAUCACAAAGGCAAGCUUACCUGGGUGGUGAGUCAGAUCCGAGUAUCCAAGGAGACUGACUGAUACUUAGUUGGUGAAAUCUAAAUUUAGAGCUCACAGCCAAUUAGGGGUUUGUGUCUUGGUUCUUAACCGUCACGCUCUUGAGUCACUGCAGUCAGCUUGACAGUCCUCUUUACUGAUAUGUUAGUAAUUUCUCUUGGUUGUCUAACAUAUCUUGUAUCCCUUAAUCCAAUUACUUCUCUAAAUAUUUCUGAUAAAAGAUGUGGGCCUACAAAUAUUACAAAUUGAGUGUGAAAUGUGGUCUUCAAGACAUGGAGUAAAAUAGAAAUGUACAUUGUCUGAUCAUUAAUCCAAGGACCACUGACAUGUGGGAGGAGGGAAGCAUAUAAUAUCCUCUACAAUAUAUUCCUUUCUUGGUUUUUUACAUUACCGAUUUCUCAGGACAGCCCAUAAGGACAUUGAAGUGAUAGGGCAAUUUCUGCUAAAAAAUAGUAACUAUUUAUUUUAUCUUUAUUGGUUCAGCUCGUAAGUUUAAAUUUCUGUAUUAGAUGAAAAAAUCAUCCAUGAUUCUGGUCCUUCUCAUUCCUAUUUUAAAGAUUAAAUACAUUAGCCUUCCUACACCCAGCUUCACUCUAAUGUUUGUAUUUGGUAGCCUGUGUGCAGGUUGUGCAUAAUAUGUAUUAUAUGCACAAACAUUAAUAUUGUACACCUUAUCAGGUAUAAAUCCAUGGUAGGCCCACACCUUUAAUACUGUGUGCAGAUGUGGUUGCCCCAUCUCAAA